AUGACGCCUCCCAUAACUAAAAGCGCCAACGGCACGCAAUUCACACAGCCGGUCGAGUGCUACAACUCGCGCGACGCCAUCCCUGCCAUGCCCUCCAAUAUCCAAUAUUAUAAUCAGGUCCCGCUGUACCAGACAGAAUCCCCGCACAAAGAUAUGAAGGCUAUUUUGCAGGACUGCUGUUCGAAUGGGGUGUGGAUUUAUGCGGAUCCGGAUCCUUGUACGGCUAUUUGUGAUUCGACUACUUCGGCCGAGGCGAAAAGGGUCAUGUACUGCUUGAAUGCGGAGAAUGUUGUACAUGGAAGCAAAACGGAGAAGACUUCUGGGGCAGGGAGGAGUCCGGCGGUGGGAUGGGCUUAUUUGAUUGCUGGGGGGAUGCUUCUGUCUGCGAUGUUUAUUUGA
Molecule: messenger RNA, 399 nt
Organism: Penicillium vulpinum
Lineage: Eukaryota; Fungi; Ascomycota; Eurotiomycetes; Eurotiales; Aspergillaceae
Exons: 1
Coding region: 1-399 (132 amino acids)
Source: RefSeq, a predicted model, not a curated record